Molecule: messenger RNA, 582 nt
Organism: Alternaria arbusti
Lineage: Eukaryota; Fungi; Ascomycota; Dothideomycetes; Pleosporales; Pleosporaceae
Exons: 2
Coding region: 1-582 (193 amino acids)
Source: RefSeq, a predicted model, not a curated record
AUGGCUGCUGCAGCACCAGCUGCCAGCAUGGGAAACAUUCUCGGACUAGGUCACAACGGGAUCAACGUCGGCGACAGCAAAACCCUCUACAACGACGUCACCGUAGCCCUCAUGAAGCUCUGCCCCGUUGCCGACAACUACUGCGUCAAGAAAACCGUCACCUUCCCCGUCUGGAUCAGCGUCCCCGCCGUAUCGUCUCCCUACCGUCGUGUUCGCCAACGCAAGAGCAUCAGCGUCACAGUCCUGGACGCCAAAUGGGGCGGCCGCCAGAAUGUCCACGAUCUCAUGACCAGCACCAUCGCAGCCGCAUUCGAGCGUGGGACCUACGAUCCGGAGAACUGCUUUUCAAGCCAAAUCCCGGGCGAAAAGGACGGGAAAUGGAGGGAUUGCAUGACGACGGACUAUGCAGAGAUAUUUCUGUCGAACAGCUACAAGAUGAAGGUCAGGUUUCAGGGCCCGUCGAGUUGGCAGAAGAACUUGAACUGGGAAUGUAACAGGGAGCUUGAUGAUAUGUACCAGUUCUUGAGGAAGAACUUGCCAUGGAAGGCAGUGACCUAUUGGAUCUAUUGUCUGAAGAAAUAG